This is a messenger RNA of Ctenopharyngodon idella (grass carp), 4749 nucleotides long. RefSeq names its product upstream binding transcription factor, like (gene ubtfl). The transcript is spliced from 20 exons. The coding region runs from base 2008 to 4164 and encodes 718 amino acids. Lineage: Eukaryota; Metazoa; Chordata; Actinopteri; Cypriniformes; Xenocyprididae. The record is from RefSeq and is a predicted model, not a curated record.
AUCCUUAAAUUUUAAAAACAACCAAAAAGAUCAGCCACUGAUGUCACUAAACUUUCUCCACAUAUACUCUAUCAAGUGCAAUAUUUAUGUUCUCUGUACUAUGCUAGCAUGCUAUUUUACAACUCAGUGUAACCUGAAGCAAGACAAACUGACAAGAAAACACCAUUUAGUCAUAUGUGCUAGAUAUGAAGUGGAAAACUUUAUAAUACAUAUGUUGUAGUGUAACAGUGAUUUGUUGCCAUGAUGAACGGCCGUUCACUAUAUUAAUGCACCUCUGCUGCCAUCUAAUGGCCACUUAUGGUAGCAACAAGAUGUCUGUAAGCACAAAACAUGGUAAUUCUCAAAUAAAUCAUCUAAACAAACAGUUUACAUAAACAUGAGGUGAGUCACUCUGAAUGACAUUCUUACAUGCAUACAUUGUUCCAUGGCUUAUAAAAUUUGGUUAAUUUUAAAGGUGUAAAUCUUAGGACGAUCUAUUGACAGAAAUGCAAUAUGAUAUACAUAACUAUGUUUUCAGUGGUGUAUAAAGACCUCACAUAAUGAACCGUUAUGUUUUUAUUACCUUAGAAUGAGCCAUUUCUAUCUGCAUACACUGCGGGUCCCCUCACAAGUUAAGUCGCCAUUUUGUGUCGGCAUGUUUAUACAGUAGCCCUAAAUGGACAAAUUGCUCUACAGAGCACGUUUGCUUGACUUGCUACUCUGCUGUAUCACACGACGCCAUGUUUGUCCUAUGUUGGCCACCGUAGCUUCUCUAUAUUGCAACUCGCAACCUCACCGCUAGAUGCCGCUAAAAAUUACACACUGCACCUUUAAUUCAGAUUUUCCUUUUAAUAUCCCUGGUUUCCAUGACUGUGGGUAUCCUGAGAAAAUUUAGAUAUGACCACAUACAUUAAUAUUCUUGGAUCACUCACUGUUCAUUACAUCUAGCUCAAUACAUACCACAUUGACAUGUGCCAAAAUGCUGAAUAAAUAAGCAAUCAUAGUAAUCAAUGAUGGACUUGUUUUCUUGGUCACUCCAAUGAUCUCUGUGAAGCAUCUCUCUCAGGCCCGGUCAAACUGAGGGGGUUGAGUCAGUCACAGCUGUCUCCUCCUUUCCUCGUGCCAUUGGUCAGUUUCACAUAAAGAAAUCUCGUGACGAUUGUGUACAAUCAGAGAGCAUGAGAGAGCGAGAUACAGUCAAUGGCACUUUUACUAAAGCUGAGGGGAAUCGGUGCCUCUGUGACAGUGAUUCAAACGAUGGGAACUAUAAGCAAAAGCAGCCAACAGUCUACAUCGUCCCUGCCAACACAUCAGUUUAACGUCAAAUUGGAGAUAAACUCAACACACUAAUUAGAACCGAGUGUUUUUUGGGCUGCAGAGACGAGAUUUCUUGAGCGCGGAGGCCGUUUGAGUCUCCCCGGCAGCAGAAUGAAUGGGGGCACCCAAUCUAAUCGGUUUAGCUCUUGAAGUAGUUGCAGGGUUGGCAAAGAGUCCUGCUCUUUUACAUGGGAACCAGUAGAUAUUUUUGUCCUGUUAAAUGGCCAGACAUAAAAAGAAGGCUAAUAUAGCAAUUGUGAACUAAUAUUAACGUAGUUUAUAACUGUUAGAUGCGUGUACGGAAAAUCACUACUUUGGUUUUUGCGAGUUUAAAGCUUAAGUAUGUAGCGCUUUAAAAUGUUGAAAAACACAUAAACAUUUAAUUAAUAUCAUUUAGAAAUGUAUUAUAAUGUUAAAAAUAAAUAUUAUUUUUAAGUUUUAGCCUCCGCCUUUUUUUUCCUCGCAUGUUUUCCCUCGGAGUUCCUCCCCCUGCGGCGCUGGGCGGAGUUUCAUACCGAACCAGACGCUCCUUUUGUCGGAUUCGUUUCGACCUGACUCCCCGGGGUUUACGGCUAAAAAACAGAUACUUAAAUACAAUAAAACCGUUUAACACGAACACAUCGUUAAUCCAUAAGCACAUCCGUGACGGAAUAUUGAAAAAGCCACUUGGCCAGUGAAGUGUCAAGGUGGUGCUUGGUGAAUUCUGUCAUCAUGAAUGGCAGCACCAGUGUGUCUGGCACCCAGACAGGACGAAUCAAAAUUGAAUCAAAUGCAGAUACAUGGAGCAAAGAGGACUGUCUGACAUUGCUGGAGAGGAUACGCAGUCUGCUACCCGAUGGAGACACAAUGAAGUAUAAAACCACAGAAUCUCAUUUUGACUGGGAGAAGGUGGGGUUUGGGGGUUUCACGGGAGACAUGUGUAAGCAGAAAUGGCAGAAAGUUUCCACAGAGGUGCGUAAAUACAGAACGAUGACAGAGCUCAUUGUGGAUGCUAUUGAAUAUGUAAAGAACCCUUACAAGGGGAAAAAAUUGAAGACACAUCCAGACUUCCCAAAGAAACCCCUCACUCCCUACUUUCGCUUCUUUAUGGAGAAGCGAGCCAAGUAUGCAAAAAUCCACCCUGAGAUGAGCAACUUGGAUCUCACCAAGAUUCUGUCCAAAAAGUACAAAGAGCUUCCUGAAAAGAAAAAGCUCAAGUACAUUCAAGAGUUCCAGAGAGAGAAAGAGUCUUUUGAGAAGAACAUGGCACGAUUCAAGGAGGACCACCCAGAUUUAAUAGAGGAGAGAAAGAAGUCAGAUCACCCAGAGAAGCCCAAGACCCCUCAGCAGUUAUGGUACAACCAUGAGAAGAAGACCUACAUGAAAGUUCACCCAGAGGUAAGCCAGAAGGAGCUUAAGGAAGCAUUACGUAGACAGUGGUCCCAGUUACCAGACAAAAAAAGGCUGAAAUGGAUCAGCAAAGCUCUAGAGCUGCAGAAACACUACGAGGACAGCAUGAGAGUGUAUUUUGAAGCUCAUCCAGAUGCAAACUCUGAGGAGCAUGUCAAGUCUGUUUUGACCAAGGCUGAACGACAGCUCAAGGACAAGUUUGAUGGCCGGCCAACCAAACCACCACCAAAUGGCUAUUCUCUGUAUUGUGCUGAACUAAUGGUAAACAUGAAGGACGUGCCAAGCACAGAGCGAAUGGUGCUAUGCAGUAAGCAGUGGAAGAUGAUGACCCAGAAAGAGAAGGACAUGUUCCAGAAACGAUGCGAACAGAAAAAGAAACAGUAUGAGAUUGACCUUCAGAGGUUUAUUGAGAGUCUCCCAGAUGAGGAGAGGGAGCGUGUGAUGGGAGAGGAGAAGAUGGGAGGCACCAAACUGAGCAUAGCGGGUGCAGGCAGCCCCCUGAGGGCCAAAUCCCCAUCUGCGAAGGAACGGUGUCGUGACCCUGAGCUGGAUCAGUGGGGGCAUGCCCUUUCAAAAGAGAAACGAGAUGGUAAGAAGAAAACACGGCUUCCUGAAACGCCGAAGACUCCAGAGGAGAUGUGGCAGCAGAGCGUGAUAGGAGACUAUCUGGCUAAAUACAGAAAUGACCGGAAGAAAGCGCAGAAUGCAAUGGAUGCUGCUUGGAAGGCCAUGGAAAAGAAGGAGAAGAUUCCUUGGAUCAAGAAGGCUGCAGAGGACCAGAAGCGAUACGAGGUUCAGUACCGGACCGUGAGAGAACUGUUAGAGAUGAGGACAGUUCUGUCAGGACAGGGACAAAGAAAACCAAAAUUUGAUGGCGAGCCUAAAAAGCCUCCGGUGAGCGGAUAUCAAAUGUUCUCUCAGGAACUUUUAACUAACGGUGAGCUGAAUCACUUCAGCCUGAAGGAGCGCAUGGUUGAGAUCGGCAAGAGAUGGCACAAGCUUAGUCAGAGCCAGAAGGACAAAUAUAAAAAACAGGUGGAGGAACAACAGCUAGAGUACAAAGCUGAGCUUGAUGCUUGGGUAAAGUCACUAUCCCCUCAGGAGCGUGCGGUUUAUAAAGAGUUCUCCACUACGAAACGGCGAAGCACGACAAAAGCACGAGGUCCCGGGGCGAAAGUCCGAGUCACCAAGGGGAAGGCGGUAGGUGCCAGAGCCGCGACUGUGGGUCCUGGGGGGGGCAAGCGUUCCAUGGCGUACCGGGCCAAGCAGGACACGUCGGACUCUGAUGACGAUGAUGAAAAAACGGACACUUCAGACUCGGAUGAUGAAGAUGAUGAGUCAUCCGGCAGCACUGAUAGUGAUGAUGAUGACGAAGAUGACGAGAAUGAAGAUGAUGAUGAGGAUGAUGAGGACGAUGACCGGUCGGACGGCUCCAGCAGCUCAUCGUCAGAAGAUAGUAGUGACUCUGAUUCAGACUAACCUGGCCACCCCCUCUUAGAGGGGGCUGUGCCGGACACGCCCCCCUAGCAACACCCCUCCCGGAAAACAGUGAAGGGGGUUCAGUAGCUGUGAGCUCACAGCAUGCAGUAAUCUUGCUCCCUAUCUUUACAGGGCAAGAGACAAGAUGGGGGCCAACAGCUCUCCCCAUCACCACGUCCAUGCAACAGACUUAAAGUCAAUCAGACAACUUUUUUUGUUGUUGUUUUUUUCUUUUAACGGAGCUGUGUUACAUGUGUGGUUAUCGCAUCAGUUUUUAUUGCCUUUAUAUAGGUGUGUUAUUAAAAUCUGUGUUGGCUGUUUUGUUCGUUUUAUUUUAACUUGAAAAUAAUUUGUUCGAUUUAAGCCGGUUGAGCUUUUAUAAGUUUCGAAAGUAUCAGGGUUGCUUGGAGGUGGAUGUUAGGGAUGAAAGACUUUGAAAUGGAGAUGAAAUCCCCUGUUCUCCUGUUUAUAUUUGUUUGCCUCAGCUAGUUGCUGGGGCUGUGAGGGCUAUACGAGCUGCUCAAGUCUUGUUUAGAACAUUCUGUUGCAGAUCCUCCAUAAUAAAUGCACUUUUUUCCUCUUGUA